Lotus japonicus is the source of this 1426-nucleotide messenger RNA. Its product is annotated as WRKY transcription factor 23-like. Gene Ontology annotation, biological process: regulation of DNA-templated transcription. The record is from RefSeq and is a predicted model, not a curated record. Lineage: Eukaryota; Viridiplantae; Streptophyta; Magnoliopsida; Fabales; Fabaceae. Gene Ontology annotation, molecular function: sequence-specific DNA binding; DNA-binding transcription factor activity. The transcript has 3 exons. The coding region runs from base 161 to 1147 and encodes 328 amino acids.
GCUUAAAACUACACACAACCCUUCUUUCUCUCUCUCUCUCUCUCUCUCUCUCUCUCUGUAGCUAUAAACCUCUCUCUUCAUUUCUCACCUUAGAGAUUGUGUUUUUUGGAAUGAAGGAUUUGGAUUUGUGUAUUUGAGAAAUUAUCAGCUAGCUAGCAAUAUGGAGAAGAAAUCUAGUACUAGUACUGUGAAGACUGAGGAUGUGGUUGGUUCAUCUUCCUUCCCUUGUUACAAUUCUAGUGCCUUUCCAUUUUCCAAUGGAUUUGAUUUUUCUGAGGUGGAGAAAAGCUCUUUAGGGUUUAUGGAGUUACUGGGUCAGGGUGUGCAGGACUAUGGUUCUCUGCUUGAUUUACCACAACUCUCAACUAUGCCUAGUACUGUGUCUGUGCCUCAUCAUCAGACUGCUACAGUGAAGGCUCCAUCUGAUGAUGCUGGGAAAGAGUGUUCUUCUGAGGUGUUGAAUCAGCAACCUGCUACUCCUAACUCUUCUUCGAUUUCAUCGACAUCAAGUGAGGCAGUCAUUAAUGAUGAACAGAAUAAGACUGUUGACCAAACAGAAGAUGAUGAACACAACAAGACCAAGAAACAGUUGAAGGCAAAGAAGACAAAUCAGAAGAGACAGAGAGAACCAAGAUUCGCCUUCAUGACCAAAAGCGAGGUAGAUCAUCUCGAAGAUGGAUAUAGAUGGAGAAAGUACGGUCAAAAAGCUGUGAAAAAUAGCCCCUUUCCAAGGAGCUAUUAUCGUUGCACCAGUGCUUCAUGUAAUGUGAAGAAACGUGUGGAGCGAUCCUUUACUGAUCCAAGCAUUGUGGUCACAACCUAUGAAGGCCAACACACACAUUCAAGCCCGGUCAUGCCUCGGGCAGGCUUCGGCGGAGCUCCGAUACGGCCAGGUUACUCCACCGCGUGUGGCGCCACUAACUUCGGCUCAGUUUUGCAAGGAAACUACUUGUCCCAGUAUCAGCACCAUCCCCACCAGCACCUUGUCAAUACGCUGUCAUCUCUGCAGGGUUUCCCUUACUCUGAUUCUCCAUCUUCAAAAAACGCUGCUUUUGUUACUCAAGAGAUGCAGCAAGCGACUGCAUUUCUAAUGGACCAUGGGCUUCUUCAAGAUGUUGUUCCUUCACACAUGUUGAAAGAAGAGUAGAUGAUAUUGAUAAGUAAAAUAACUGAUCCAUUGCAGGUUCUUUCAUGUGGCUUAAUUUUUUGCUGACUUUUUUCUAGGUAAGAAAGAACUAAGAACUUUAGUACUAGUAGUACAUGUAAUUUUUGUUCAUGAUAUGACUGAUAGAGUGAUAGGUGGUAAGAUUAGUGAUCAUGAUCAUCAUACUUGUAAAUUCCACUUUAUCUUUUUUUGCACGUAACCAUCAUCAUCAUUAUUAUGGACUAUUAUUACUAUUAUUUAUUACAAUUAGUAUUAUUAUGA